Messenger RNA from Aegilops tauschii subsp. strangulata, 1895 nucleotides. RefSeq names its product methionine aminopeptidase 2B. Gene Ontology annotation, cellular component: cytoplasm. Gene Ontology annotation, molecular function: metalloaminopeptidase activity. The record is from RefSeq and is a predicted model, not a curated record. Gene Ontology annotation, biological process: proteolysis. Lineage: Eukaryota; Viridiplantae; Streptophyta; Magnoliopsida; Poales; Poaceae.
GCCCAGUUGGGUGAGAACAGAAAUAUUUUCGGCAGGUGCUUGUCCGUCCUCCCCGUUCCGUUUGCGGUUGGGUCGCAGUCGUACAAAACCUUCUUGCUCUCGUUCGUGGUCCAAGUCUAACCCUAGCCGUCACCCCCUUCUUCCUCCCGGCAGAUAUCAGGCGGGCAGAGGGAGACGUCCUCGCCCGCGACACCUUCUUGCGCGCUCUCCUCUCCCCUGUGACCCCGCCGCCGACGGCCGCCGCGCGCGCGGAAGGUUCUCCUCCCCGCGGACCCCCAUAAAAGGUUUCGAGAUUUAUUAGGAAUAUAUACAAUAUGGCUGGGGGUAGCACGGAUGCAGCAACCAAGGAGAUGGAGGCAUUGCAUGUUGGGCAAACCAAGGAAACAGAUGAAAUUCUGAAAAAAGCGUCAGAUAGCAAUGGCGGGGCUCCUGGAGCUCAGUCCCCACCACCACCAGCAGAUGAUGAUGAGGCACAAGUGGAUGGUCCAUCUGAAGAUGGAGCAGGAGCUUCAGCGGCUGCGAAGAAGAAAAAGAAGAAAAGCAAGGCCAAAAAGAAGAAGGACCCCCAUCAGCAGACUGAUCCUCCAUCAAUCCCUGUGGAUGAGCUUUUCCCUUCAGGAGAUUUUCCUGAGGGAGAAAUCCAGGAAUAUAAGGAUGAUAAUUUAUGGAGAACAACUAGUGAAGAAAAGAGGGAACAGGAACGACUACAAAAACCAAUGUACAAUUCUGUUCGCCGAGCUGCAGAAGUCCAUCGACAGGUACGAAAGUACAUGAGGAGCAUUAUAAAGCCUGGAAUGCUAAUGAUGGAACUAUGCGAGACUUUGGAAAACAUGGUUCGGAAACUUAUCAAGGAGAAUGGACUGCAAGCUGGCAUUGCCUUUCCAACAGGAUGCUCGUUGAAUUGGGUCGCAGCUCACUGGACUCCAAAUUCUGGUGACAAAACUGUACUACAAUAUGAUGAUGUGAUGAAGCUGGAUUUUGGGACACAUAUCGAUGGGCACAUAGUUGAUUGUGCAUUUACUGUCGCAUUUAAUCCCAUGUUUGAUCCGUUGCUGCAAGCAACGAGAGAUGCCACAAAUACUGGAAUCAAGGAAGCUGGAAUAGAUGCACGGCUUUGUGAUGUCGGUGCUGCAAUCCAAGAAGUCAUGGAGUCAUAUGAGGUUGAAAUUAAUGGGAAAGUUUUCCAAGUAAAAAGUGUGCGAAACCUCAAUGGACACAGCAUUGGACCAUACCAAAUCCAUGCUGGUAAAUCAGUUCCAAUUGUAAAAGGCGGAGAGCAAACAAAAAUGGAGGAGGGUGAAUUUUAUGCCAUUGAAACUUUUGGGUCUACAGGAAAGGGAUUUGUGAGGGAGGACUUGGAAUGCAGUCAUUACAUGAAGAACUUUGAUGUUGGGCAUGUACCAUUGAGGGUAGCAAAAGCCAAGCAGCUACUGGGGACAAUCAACAACAACUUUGGAACACUUGCAUUUUGCCGCCGGUACUUGGACCGCAUCGGCGAGACCAAGUAUCUCAUGGCACUGAAAAAUCUAUGUGAUGUUGGCAUUGUUCAGCCGUACCCGCCAUUGUGCGAUGUGAGGGGAAGCUAUGUGUCCCAGUUUGAGCACACCAUUUUGCUCCGGCCAACCUGUAAAGAAGUCAUAUCCAGAGGCGACGACUACUGAUUGGCGCUGCGGCUCCUGUCUGUACCUGUCGCCUGCAGCGAUUAGAGUUUUACCAUCUUGGGUGACCUGUGUUCGUUAUGGAUCAAAUGGCACAUCGGAAUCGGAAAAAUAAUGCGGUUACAUUGCACCCUUUUGUUUUCUGAGUUUAAAAUUUGUGGAAACUGGUUUGUAAGAAUUGCUAUCGUGUUGUAUUACUUGAUCCCUCUAUAAAAAAUACUUCCUGGAGAUUUUUUA